Molecule: messenger RNA, 132 nt
Organism: Eimeria tenella
Lineage: Eukaryota; Apicomplexa; Conoidasida; Eucoccidiorida; Eimeriidae
Exons: 2
Source: RefSeq, a predicted model, not a curated record
AAACAGUUCUUUAGUGCCGCACAGUUGGAAUGGAAAAGAAAUUUUAUGUUCCGAAGGAUACUUCAGCAGAUACCAAAUGGGCACUUCCGCCAUUCACUGCGAACCCUGCCCCAAACGAGCCAUGUGUCGUAG